CACCAGCCCCAAAUAUAUUUGAUGGAUAUGUUCUUUCAAUUAAUAGUAAGGACUUCAGUGAGAAGAAAAUGUUACCUUCUGGUGUAAGAAUGUACAAAUUUGAGCAUCUUCUACCAGGCACUGAUUUCUUAAUCAAUAUUGUGACAACCAAUGGAUUAAAAAGAAGUCACCCUACCAUCCUCAAGAUUAACACCUAUCCUGGUCCACCAUUAGAUUUACAGGUAUUUGGACAAGAAGAAAAUACAGUCUAUUUUUCUUGGAAACUACCAAGAGGAGGAUUUGAUAUGUUUCAGCUUUCAUAUUGUCCAAUGAAUAAUGACAAGCUGCUUAUCAGAACUAUUUAUGACAGCAGAGCUGUAGUGCAAAAUCUGGCCCCUGGGACAGAAUAUGUUUUUCAUUUAAGGACAGUUAAAGGCUUGGAUUCCUCUGUGGCUGUGGAGAAAAAAGUCAUCACAAAACCUGCUGGGAUAUGUGGUCUGACAUUAAAAAUGGUAAAUACUUCAUCUGCAACUCUAAUGUGGAAUCCAACCAAGACAAACUUCACUUCUUAUAAAGCAUCUUUAUCAAACGACACCUUUACAAAAAUUUUAAGGAUUCCAGGAACACUGGCUGACUUCACUGUUAUGGACUUGACUGCUGGGGGCAAUUAUAAUUUCACACUGCAAAGAGUGAAAGGAAAUAUUGAAGGAGCUGCUUCUUUCAUUGAAUUUGUAACAGAACCUGCAAAGCCAGAAGGACUUAGAUUCUUCAAUGUUUCAUCAUAUUUUUUUUCACUGUAUUGGAGACUACCAUAUGGACUUGUAGACAGAUUUCAUGUGGAUCUUAUUCCUGACCAUGCUUCUGUUGUUAUCCUAGAUCUUGGAGUUAGGGAGUAUCAAGCUGAUUUUUCUAAUACUAUUCCUGGAACAACAUACAAUGUUACGGUUUCUGCAGUUUCUUCUUCACUUUAUAGUUCACCUGCAAGUAGAACAGUGACAACAAAUGUGACAAAUCCUGGACCCCCUGUGUUCCUUGCAGGUGAAAGAGUGGGCUCUGCUGGGAUUCUGCUGUCAUGGAAUACACCACUGCAUCCAAACGGCAGAAUUCUCUCCUAUAUUGUUAAAUAUAAAGAAGUCUGCCCAUGGAGGCAAACAGCUUAUACACAGGUCACAACAAAACCAGACAGUUUGGAAGUUCUUCUCACCAGUCUUAAUCCUGGAACAACCUACGAAAUUAUGGUUGCUGCUGUGAACAGUGCUGGUAUUGGAGUGUUUAGUGAUCUUUUCCUUUUUCAGACUGCAGAAAGUGCUCCAGGUAAAGUAGUGAAUCUCACAGUUGAAGCCUUGAAUUCUUCAGCUGUAAAUCUGAUCUGGUUUCUCCCUCGGCAACCAAAUGGAAAGAUAACUAGUUUCAAGAUUAGUGUGAAACACGCAAGAAGUGGAAUUGUAGUGAAAGAUGUCUUGGUUAAAGUAGAGGACCUUCUGUCUGGGAGGUUACCAGAAUGUAAUGAUAAGAGUGAAUCAUUUCUGUGGAGUACUACCACUCCUUCAACUACUUUUGGGAAAUCCACAAUUCCUUCACACACUACAGUUGCACCAAAUACAGAGGCACCAAGUCAGAUGAGCUCUGUUUGGAAUGAACCAAUUAGCUAUGUUAUAACUAACCUCAGGCCAUAUACCACCUAUCUUUUUGAAGUUUCUGCAGUUACCACUGAAGCAGGCUACAUUGACAGUGCAAUUGUCCGGACACCAGAAUCAGUUCCAGAAGACCCACCACAAAAUUUUGCCAAGAGCAACAUUACAGCAAAGUCUUUCUCAGUAAUGUGGGACCCCCCAGCCACAGUAACAGGAAAGUUUAGUUACAGAGUUGAGCUGUAUGGACCAUCUGGUCAUAUUCUGGAUAACAGCACAAAAGACCAUAAGUUUGUAUUUAGUAACCUCGUGCCGUUUACAACAUACGAUGUGUACGUCGGUGCUGAAACAAGUGCUGGGGUGGGGCCAAAGACUAACCUUACAGUUUUCACUCCUGCAGAUGUCCCAGGUGCUGUAUCAGAUUUACACUUAGCAGAAGUGGAAGCCACAUACGUAAAAAUUGUUUGGAGGAAGCCACGACAACCAAAUGGAAUCAUUACCCAGUACAGAGUUAAAGUACAUGUGCAGAAAACACUCAUGACUCUGGAAAACGUUAUUCUUGGAGAUAAAAAUAUGUAUUUGAUUGAUGCUUUGGAGCCAUACACAAUAAAUGAAAACAUCAAACCUUCUUCUCCCACUUGGAAUUCAUUGGAAACAACCAAUGAUUUAUAUGAAGGUUCAGCUGAAAUGUUUUCCAGCAUGCAGACAGCUUCUCCAGUAAUAUUUACAAGUGUCUCUGGUGAUAACUUGCCUGCUAUAAAUGGAGUUGCAGAACUGCAUUCUGCUUUGGAUACCAUCAACAUUUUGGCUGAAGAACUGUCAUAUAUUAUAAAGGGCCUCACACCUUUCACAGAUUACACAAUUAGUGUGUCUGCUUUCACUGCUGUUGGAGAAGGACCACCAUCACUUAUUACGGUCAGGACACGUGAACAAGUUCCAAGCUCAGUACAAAAUAUAUCUUACAAGAAUAUUAGUUCUUCCUCUGUUUUGCUGUAUUGGGAUCCUCCAGCAAAUCCCAAUGGGAAAAUCAUUCAUUAUACAGUUUAUGCAAUGGAACUGGAUACGAAAAGAGCAUUCCACACAACAACUUCAAACAACAGCUUACUUAUGACAGGCUUAAAAAAGUACACUGAUUAUAAAAUGAGAGUGGGAGCCUCUACUGUAAUUGGAGAAAGUGCUUUGUCUGAAAAGAAUGAUAUUUUCGUGAGAACCCCUGAAGAUGAACCAGACUCCCCACCUCAAAACAUAGAAUUAAUAAAUGUGAGUGCAACAGAAAUAAAUCUGAGAUGGUUACCACCUGAGCAGCCUAAUGGUCUCAUAACUCACUAUGAAGUUCUGUACAGUGAUUCCAAUGCUUUUUUUAUUAAAAAUGCCUCAUCUACAAGUAUAUCACUAAGUGAAAUGAAGCCAUAUACUCUCUACAACAUUUCUGUAAGAGCAUUCACCAGACUUGGCCAUGGGAACCAGUCGUCUUUCCCACUUCUGAUCAGAACUUCUGAAACUGUUCCUGAUUCUGCACCAGAAAAUAUAACCUAUAGGAACAUCUCAUCCAUGGAAAUUGAAUUAUCAUUUUUUCCACCAUCCAUUCCCAAUGGAAUUAUACAGACCUACACAAUAUAUCUUAAGAGGACUAAUGGGACCGAGCAAAAAGUUAUAAACACUACUCUUCUGACACUACGUAUUACAGAUUUAAAUAAAUAUACCAAAUAUACUGUAGAAGUGUCUGCUAGUACCAGAAUGGGGGAGGGUCUUCGUAGUUCACCUCUGCACAUACUAACUGAUGAAGAUGCUCCGAGUUCUCCUCCACAAUCCCUCUCUGUAAAACAGUUGUUGGGUGUCACUGUGAAGUUGUCAUGGAAACCUCCACUGGAGCCAAAUGGAAUUAUCCUCUAUUACACAGUUUAUGUCUGGAAUAAAAUGUCAGAAAGGAGUGUUAAUGUAACAGAAACAUCACUGGAGUUCACAGACCUAGAAUAUAACAAUGAGUAUAGUGCUUACCUUACAGCGAGUACAAGAUUUGGAGAUGGCAAUAUAAAAAGUGACACUAUAACAUUCAGAACUUCUGAAGGAGCACCAAGUGAUCCACCGAAAGAUGUUGCAUACAGAAACCUUACUUCCACAUCAAUAAUGCUAUUCUGGUCUCCUCCCCAAAAGCCAAAUGGAAAUAUACUGUACUACUCAGUUUAUUUCAAAAAUAAUUCAGGAAUAUUCAUACAGAAUUUCACAACUUAUGGUAAUGACAGCAAUGUCAGUAUGCCCCCGUUUGUAGUUCUGGAUGACUUGGCAAAAUACAGCCAUUAUAUUUUAUGGUUAACUGCAAGCACAGCUUUUGGAGAUGGAAACAAAACCAGUGAAAAAAUAGACGUGUAUACAGAUCAGGAUAUCCCAGAAGGUUUUGUUGAAAAUCUGGUCUAUCAAAACAUUUCCUCAUCUUCUGUGAAUGUAAGCUGGCUUCCACCAUCCCAGCCAAAUGGCUUAGUCUUCUUUCACAUUUGUCUAAAUUUAAUGCAACUAGGAACCAGUAAGAUUUUGUCUUUCCUUACUUACAACACAAGCAUAAUUUUUGACAAUCUGGAGAAAUAUACUGAUUACAUUCUGAAAAUCACACCAGCCACUGAUAAAGGAUCUUCUGAACAGCAUGCUCUAAGUCUGCAUAUAAGAACAGAUGAAGAUGUCCCAGAAUCAGCACCUAUAAUCAAAACAUUUUCAAAUCUCUCCACUACCUCAGUUAUGUUUUCAUGGGACCCUCCUGUUAAGCCAAAUGGUAUCAUAAUAAGUUAUGAUUUAAAUUUAUUUGGACCAGAAAGGAAUAGUUCAUUCUCUACCACCAAUAACUUUAUCGUCUUGGAAGACCUUCUGCCAUUCACCCUGUACAGCAUUUAUGCAGCCGCAAGAACAAUAAAAGGACCUGGUCCAUCUGCUGUGCUUCAGUUCUACACAGAUGAGUCAGUGCCAUUAGCUCCACCCCAGAAUUUGACCAUUAUCAACUAUACUGCAGAUUCCGUGUGGCUAAAAUGGGAUCCAAGUCCCCAGUCAAAUGGUGUUAUUAUGAUAUAUAAUUUUAAGAUUUAUCAAAACAGCACAGAAAAACUGUUUUAUCGGAAUAUUUCAGGUUCAAACCAUGAAGCAAACCUUGUUGGAUUAGAACCAUUCAACUCCUAUUCUAUCAGUAUAUCUGCAUUUACCAAGCUUGGGAAUGGCAAUCAGUUCAGUAAUGCUGUCCAGUUUACAACAAUGGAAUCAGUUCCAGGUGCUGUCCAGAAUGUUCAUUGUAUUGCAAUGAGCUGGCAAUCAAUCCUAGUGCAAUGGGACCCUCCUGCUUCAUCCAAUGGUAUAAUUACGCAUUACAUCAUUACAGUUGAAGGAAAUUCUACGAAUUUUUCAUCUUAUGAUACACUGCAUACUUUUAGAAAUCUGCUUUCCAAUAUGACUUAUCAAAUUAAAAUAAAAGCUGUGACGUCUGCUGGUGAUGGUGAAGAACAGAUAUGCAAUACCAGUACCCUUCCAGAAAAAGUUCCUAGUGCUCCCAGGGAUAUUGUUUUUUCCAAUGUGCAAUCAACAAGUGUGACUUUGAAUUGGAGAACACCAAAAUCUAUCCUUGGCUACUUUCAAAACUACAAGAUUACCACACAGCUACAAUCCAUCCACUGCAGUGACUGGGAAACUAAGGAGUGUGUUGAAUAUGAGAUGCAUCAAUAUUUAUAUGAAAAUGUGAUGAACGACUGGAUAGAAGACACAGUGUAUGGACUGAAAAAAUAUAGAUGGUACAGAUUUGCAGUUGCUGCCAGUACGAAUGUUGGUUAUGGCAGUUCUUCACCUUGGAUUUCAACACAAACACUUCCUGGCUCUCCAGAUGGUCCUCCAGAAAACGUGACUGUUUUAGCUACGUCUCCUCACAGUAUUAAUAUCACCUGGAGUGAACCUGCCAUCAUCACAGGACCAACAUGCUACCUCAUAGACGUUACCUCAGUAGAUAAUGGCAACUAUAAAGCUCAGUUUUUUAAGACAAAUGAUGAGGGUAAAGUCUUAGAAAUUUCUGAUUUAAAAGCAUUUACAAGGUAUUCUGUAGUAAUCAUUGCCUUUACGGGGGAUGUUAACGCUGCGCUCCUAGAAGGGAAGGCUAGUUCUCCAGUGAUUGUCUCCACCUUUGAAGCAGUGCCUGAAGACCCACCUAACAACAUAACUUUUCAGAAGAUACCAGAUGAAGUAACAAAGUUCCAAGUAACAUUUGUGCCACCAUCUGAACCAAAUGGAAAUAUCCAAGUGUAUCAAGCUGUGGUUUACAAUGAAGAUGAUCCCGCUGCCAUCCAGAUCCACAACCUUAGUGUCAUUGAAACAAAAGAUCAGUCAGUCACUGCCAUGAUAGAAGGACUAAAAGGAGGAAAUACCUAUAAUGUCAGCGUGUAUGCAAUUAAUGGUGCUGGUGCAGGGCCGAAAAUUCAAUUGAAAAUAACCAUGGAUAUCAAAGAACCACCAAGACCUAAAAUGAAACCAGUACCAGUUUAUGAUACUAAUGGGGCAUUACUCGUCACAGCUACAACAAUUGCAAUCAAAAUGCCAAUAUGUUAUUACAGUGAUGAUCAUGGCCCCAUCAAGAAAAUACAAGUUCUUGUUGUGGAAGCUGGAGCUCAACAUGAUGGGAAUGUUACUAAGUGGUAUGAUGCCUACUUCAACAGACCAAGGCCAUAUUUUACAAAUGAAGGCUUUCCAAACCCACCAUGUGUAGAAGGAAAAGAAGUUCUGAGUGGGAAAGAAGAGAUAUAUGUCAUAGGUGCUGAUACUACAUGUAUGAUACCAGAUAAAAUAUGUAAUGGCCCACUGAAACCAAGAAAGCAGUACCUAUUUAAGUUCAGAGCAACUAACAUUAAAGGACAGUUUACAGAUUCUGACUAUUCUGACCCUAUCAAAACAUUAGGUGAAGGACUAACUGGAAGAUCUGUAGAAGUUAUCCUUGCUGUUACUCUGUGUAUACUUUCAAUUGUUCUUUUGGUGGCUGCAGCAUAUGCUUUUGCAAGAAUUCGGCAAAAGCAAAAAGAGGGAGGCACAUACUCCCCACGAGAUGCUGAAAUUAUUGACACUAAGUUCAAACUGGAUCAGCUGAUCACAGUGGCAGACCUGGAGCUGAAGGAUGAGAGAUUUACACGGUUACUUAGUUAUAGAAAAUCCAUCAAGCCAAUAAGCAAGAAAUCCUUUCUACAGCAUGUUGAGGAGCUUUGUACAAACAACAACCUAAAGUUUCAGGAAGAAUUUUCGGAACUUCCCAAGUUUCUUGAAGACCUUGCUUCAACUGAUGCUGAUCUGCCUUGGAACAGGUCUAAGAAUCGUUUCCCAAACAUAAAGCCAUAUAAUAACAACAGAGUAAAGCUGAUGCCUGAUGCUGGUAUUCCUGGAUCUGACUACAUUAAUGCCAGCUAUGUGUCUGGUUAUUUAUGCCCAAAUGAGUUUAUUGCAACUCAGGGACCAUUACCAGGAACGGUGGGCGAUUUCUGGAGAAUGGUGUGGGAGACAAGAGCUAAAACACUUGUGAUGCUUACACAGUGUUUUGAAAAAGGACGUAUAAGAUGUCAUCAGUACUGGCCAGAAGAUAAUAAACCAGUGACUGUUUUUGGGGAUAUAGUGAUUACUAAAUUGAUGGAAGAUGUUCAAAUAGACUGGACCAUCAGAGAUCUAAAAAUUGAAAGGCAUGGAGACUGUAUGACUGUACGGCAGUGCAACUUUACUUCUUGGCCAGAACACGGAGUCCCUGAAACAACUGCACCAAUUAUCCAUUUUGUAAAACUUAUCCGUGCAAGUCGGGCACAUGAUAACACACCAAUGGUGGUUCACUGCAGUGCUGGUGUUGGAAGAACAGGUGUUUAUAUUGCACUUGACCAUUUAACCCAACACAUAAAUGACCAUGAUUUUGUGGAUAUUUAUGGACUUGUAGCUGAGCUAAGAAGUGAAAGAAUGUGUAUGGUACAGAACCUGGCACAAUAUAUAUUUUUACAUCAAUGUGUAUUGGAUCUGUUGGCAAGCAAGGGAAGUAGUCAGCCCAUAUGUUUUGUAAAUUAUUCAGCACUGCAAAAGAUGGACUCUCUGGAUGCCAUGGAAGGUGAUGUGGAGCUUGAAUGGGAAGAAACUACUAUGUAAAUACUAGGAGUAAAUAUGAAAGAAAAUGAGAUUUUGAAAGUCAAAGUCAUAUUUUUCUAAGCACAGGGGCCAAAGUGAAUUCCCCUAUUUCGAUGAUUAAAGCAAGCAUCUUCUCUUCUAUCAAUGUGCCUUCAGAAAUAAGUUUAAGUAUUUUAUUCAGAACACUGAGCAACAGUGAUUUGUAGUACCUUUGCACAGACUGCACUUCUGGUGUUAUAUGAAUAGUGCACCCAGUAUGUGUUUAAGUAUAAAGUGUGUUUGAACAUAUUCCUUUUUGUCUGAUUAUCUUUGUAAAAGAAAAAUGAGCCAAAUAAGAUGUAAAAAUUUCAUAUUUCCAUUGAACUUUUUUUGGUGUGAAUUUGCUGUGUUCUGUGUGUUUUGGUUUUAAGUAAAAGCUACAGUUUCUUGAAUCAUUCUUGCUAGAUUGGCUUCAGUGUUGUCAGUUCUUGCAGAUUAAUUCCAAUACCAUCACAAUGAUCUUUACAUAGCUGUAUGCUCUUGUGUUUUGAAUAUUUUUUUUACAAGUGGUAGCACAUCAGCUCAUGAUCCUGAACAGCUGAAGAGUCACCUUCUGACUUGGAAAGGAUUAUUCAACUCUUACACAGCACACAGUAGCUCUUCAGGGACACUUGGGGCUAUUUAAGCUAUUUAAUAAUCAGCAGGUUGUUUUUUUUAAUAUAUA
Messenger RNA from Myiozetetes cayanensis, 8421 nucleotides. It is a transcript of the gene PTPRQ, whose product is annotated as protein tyrosine phosphatase receptor type Q. Lineage: Eukaryota; Metazoa; Chordata; Aves; Passeriformes; Tyrannidae. Bases 69 to 7739 code for a protein of 2556 amino acids. The transcript has 50 exons. Gene Ontology annotation, molecular function: protein tyrosine phosphatase activity; protein binding. The record is from RefSeq and is a predicted model, not a curated record. Gene Ontology annotation, biological process: protein dephosphorylation.